Messenger RNA from Magnusiomyces paraingens, 1491 nucleotides. RefSeq lists its product as uncharacterized. The record is from RefSeq and is a predicted model, not a curated record. Lineage: Eukaryota; Fungi; Ascomycota; Dipodascomycetes; Dipodascales; Dipodascaceae. The transcript has a single exon. Bases 1 to 1491 code for a protein of 496 amino acids. Gene Ontology annotation, molecular function: aldehyde dehydrogenase (NAD+) activity.
AUGACUACAUCAUCUACCGUAAAACUUCCCAAUGGAGUCGAGUAUAUCCAACCAACGGGUCUUUUCAUAAACAAUGAGUUUGUGCAGUCCACCAAAGGCGAAACCAUCAAGGUAAUUAAUCCUGCGACCGAGGAGGAAAUUGUACAAGUAUAUGCAGCUGAUGCUACUGACGUUGACUUGGCUGUAAAAGCUGCACGAAAGGUAUUUACUACUGUUUGGAAGAACUAUAGUGUCGAUGACAUUUCGCGACUGCUGUACAAACUAGCAGAUCUAGUGGAAAGGGAUGCGGAACUUUUAUCUGCAAUUGAAGCUGCAGAUUCAGGGAAACCGCGAGCCCAGAAUGCACUGGGAGACGUUCAAAGCACAGUUCACUUGUUUCGAUACUUUGCAGGAUGGGCUGAUAAGCGAAGCGGGACUGUGUGCGAAAAUGACCCUGAAAAGUUUGCGUAUGUGGUACACGAACCACAUGGCGUUUGCGGACAAAUUAUCCCAUGGAACUAUCCUUUGGGCAUGGCGUCUUGGAAAAUCGGGCCUGCCAUUGCUGCAGGGAAUGUAAUUGUUCUAAAACUUGCGGAAAAUACCCCAUUGUCUGUGCUUUACGUUGCCAAGUUAAUUGUGGAAGCUGGGUUCCCUCCAGGUGUUAUUAACAUAAUCAACGGGUAUGGCUCUGUUGCUGGAUCGGCGCUUUGUACACACCCGGAUGUGGAUAAAAUUGCGUUUACUGGGUCUACUGUGACUGGUUCACUUGUGAUGAAGAUGUGUGCCGAAACUCUCAAGAACUUGACUUUGGAGUGCGGUGGCAAGUCUCCGUUACUUGUAUUCGAGGAUUGCGACUUUCAAGAGGCGGUCAAAUGGGCACAUAAUGGUAUCAUGAGCAACAUGGGUCAGAAUUGUUCUGCGACCUCGCGUAUUUAUGUGCAAGAGAGUAUAUACGACAAGUUUGUGGAAGCUCUCAAGGAGCAAACGAUUAAAGAGUCCAAGGUUGGAGAUGUUUUUGAUGACACAGUGACUCACGGUCCACAGGUUUCGGCCGUACAACAGCAGCGUGUUUUGUCGUACAUUGAAAAGGGUAAGGAAGAAGGUGCCCGGGUUGUUCUUGGAGGGCAUGCAGUUUCUGGAAAGGGGUUUUAUGUUGAGCCCACGAUUUUUGCCGACGUUGAGGACAAUAUGACUAUAGUUCGCGAGGAGAUUUUUGGGCCUGUAGUUUGUGUGGGGAAGUUUAAGACUGAAGAGGAGGCUAUUGCUCGUGCCAAUGACACAACGUAUGGGCUUGCAGCCGGUGUGUUUUCUGGCAGCAUUGCACGAAGUCUUCGGGUGGCACGUGCGUUUCGAGCAGGAACAGUGUGGGUGAAUAGUGCUAAUCUGGAAUCACCCAAGGUUCCGUUUGGUGGGUUUGGUAUGAGUGGUAUUGGCACGGAGCUUGGAGAAUAUGGAUUAGAUAUUUAUUCAGUGAAGAAGGCUAUUACAGUGAAUAUUGGUAUUAAGUUGUAG